Molecule: messenger RNA, 1446 nt
Organism: Darwinula stevensoni
Lineage: Eukaryota; Metazoa; Arthropoda; Ostracoda; Podocopida; Darwinulidae
Source: the annotation of a GenBank genome assembly
AUGUUUUAACACCUGUUUUAGAUCAAACUAGUGUGAUAGUGACAUGGUAAGACUGAACAAAAAAUGCCAGAGGUGAAAGAAGAAAGGAAGGAGGUGGAAGUAGAUAUGAAGGAGGUGAAAGUAGAUUUGAAAGAAGUGAGAAUAGAUUUGAAGGCAGUGAAAGUGGACAUGAAGGAGGUGGAAGAAGAAGUAAGGGAGGCAGUAGGGAUGGUGCGCGGUCGCCUGACGUCGUGCGACUGGCUCACCGAGGCUGACUUCCCACAAGAUGACUUCCAGCACCUGUACUGUCUCAUUCGCAACAUGGUCGAGAGGAAGGAAAGCAACUCCCUGCUCAUCAUCGGCCCUCCUGGCUCUGGAAAGACAGCUCUUUGGAAAGGAGCUUGGCGUAUCCUCAUGGAGAACAUGCCAAAGUUGAUUAAAUCUUGUACGCUGGUGGAAUUGAACGGUCUGAUCCACGUGGACGACCGGCUCGCCAUCCUCGAGAUCACUAGACGGCUGCGGCUGGAGGACGUGGCUGCAGCCGAAACCUUCUCCUCUCAUGCAGAGAAUCUGCGUUACCUGCUGAGCCGAUUGAAGGACGACGACCAGAAGCGUGGGAUGGUGAUAGUUCUGGAGGAAUUCCAGCUUUUCUCCUCCCAUCGCAAUCAGACUCUCCUUUACAACCUGUUCGACGUUGCACAGAGCUCUCAGACCCCAAUGUGCGUGAUAGGAGUGUCGUCGCGUCUGGACGUGUUGGAGGGUCUGGAGAAGCGGGUGAAGAGUCGCUUCUCCCACCGCCACGUCUACCUCUUUCCGCGGCGGAACCUCCCCGACAUCCACGCCCUCACGCGCCGGAUCGCCUCCCUCCCCGACGCCUUCCCUCAUCCUGCGUUUCAGAAGGAGUGGAACCUGCGGUUGGACGCGUUGCUUCGCCUGCCAUCGGUCGAGAGUGUGCUUCGGCGGCUCUGUGACCUGGGCUUCAACUUCCACGUUCUCAGGGCAUUUCUGUUUCUAGUUAUUAGCAACCUGAAUGCAUCUCAUCCAUACGUGACCGAAGAAGAUGUGACGCGUGCUGCCUCUCUUUUCUUCUACAACCAACGUGCCUCUCUCAUGCAAGGCCUGUCCAUUCUUGAAAUUUCUCUUGUGAUCGCGAUAAAGCAUCUCUGCAAGAUCUACAACGGCCGGCCGUUCAACUUCGAGAUGCUCUUCCACGAGUACGAGAAAUUUGCCCUGAGAGGAUCCUCGAUUCACGUCCACGACAAGGCCGUCGUUGCCAAGGCCUUUGAGAAUCUCCUCACAUUGAAGCUGUUGAGGCGGGUGGAGAGGGGGGAGAUGGGAUCGGGGAGCGUUCCCAAGGAGUACCGGCUCUACGAGGCCCUCAUGUCGCCCGAGGAGAUCUCCGAGCACCUCAUGAAUCUGCCGUCGAUACCCACCGACCUCCAGCAGUGGCUCACGUCUCAACUGGAG